CCCAAAUAUUCGACAGCAGGUUAUUUCCCAUUUUCCCUCUAGGGCUAAUCUUCACACAUAUAUUCAUCGUCUUCGAACAACACGAAACCCUAACGGAGACUCUUAACGGCGGCUAACGUUUUCCGACGAGAUAACGCUUUAUUUCUGCAUCGAUUUUGUUGAUAUAGUUUUCCGACGAGGUUUGAUUGGAUUGUGGAUUGAUGCAUUGGUACUAGGGUGUUCAGGAAUUGUGUUUUGGAUUGAACGGAAGGGGUGGGGGUAUGGAGCCUGCGGCGGGGAAACGUAAAGGGAGGAAAAGGAAGAGGAAGGACGGGGAAGAUGUGGAUAAACCGGAGAAAACGGCGAGAAAAACGGUUCUAGCCAUUAGGUCGGUUGUGCUUAUCGAGCGGUAUGUGAAGAAGAUGUUUGAGUGUGGUGAGUUUCUUGGGAAGAUUAUUUCGUAUGAUACCGGAUUGUAUAGGGUUGUUUACGAAGAUGGGGAUUUUGAGGAUUUGGAAACGCAUGAAGCGAAAGCGCUUCUUGUCGGGGACGAUGAAUUGGAUGGUGCUUUUCGUAAACGGAAGAAGUCUCUUGAUCAGUAUGUAUUGAAAAAGUAUGGUAAGAACGAGCCAGUUCGACGGGAUGCUGUUUCCAAGAAGGUUGAAAAUGUCGGGAAUGAUGAUGCUGUUAAAUCAGCGGAGGAUGAUAAGGAUGAAACUGUGAGUAAUGAUAAUGAUGCCAAUGCUGAUAAGGUUGAAAGUUCUGCUGCUGGUGCGGAUCGGGUUGAGGUGGACAGUGAAUCAUCCAGCGACUUAAGUGAUUACGAGCUGUCUGUUGACGUGGUGGAGGUUGAACGUCCUUGGGUCCCACCGCCACAGUUGCCGCCUUCUUCUGGAAAUCUCGGGGUUCCCGAGGAGGAUGUGUCACACCUUCUAUCCGUGUAUAGCUUUCUGCGGUCGUUUAGCGUUUGUUUGUUCUUAAGUCCUUUUGGACUUGAUGAGUUUGUUGGUGCUCUUAAUAGUUCUGUUCAUAAUACAUUGUUGGAUGCCAUUCAUCUUUCCCUUAUUCGUGCUUUGAAGAGUCAUGUGGAAACUCUCUCUUCAGAAGGGUCCGAGCUUGCAUCAAAAUGCCUCAGAAUAAUGGAUUGGAGCUUGCUUGAUUCAUUAACUUGGCCAGUGCUCACAGUACAGUAUCUAACGACUAUGAGAUACACAGAAGGGCAAGAAUGGAAAGAAUUUUAUGUUAACGUGUGGGAAAAAGAUUAUUACACUCUCUCUGCAGGUAGAAAGUUAGCCAUUCUGCAGCUGUUGUGCGACGAUGCAUCAAAUUCUGCAGAAAUAAGGACAGACAUAGACAAUCGAGAGGAAACCGAAAUCGGCCCAGAUUCAGAUGGAGUUGUUACUGUCUCAAUCGAUGAAAGUAUCCCUAAAAAAGGUCGCACAUCUAAGAAUUCUUUAUCUAAGGAUCAAGAAGCUGUAAAAACAGUUUCGGAAGCUACUGGCGGUGAUGAUGUUGAUGAAGAUGGUAAUGGUGAUGAAUGCCGCCUAUGUGGCAUGGAUGGGACGUUAAUUUGCUGCGAUGGAUGCCCGUCAUCGUAUCACUCCCGAUGUAUAGGAAUGAUGAAACUGUCUAUUCCUGAAGGGGAGUGGUAUUGUCCAGAGUGUACGAUUAAUAGAAUCGGGCCAGUUGUUACCAAGACAACGUCCCUUAGAGGAGCUGAGUUUUUCGGGAUUGAUCCUUAUGAGCAAGUGUUUUUGGGCUCUUGUGAUCAUCUGUUAGUGAUGAAAGCUUCUACAAGUUCAGGCUCACAUAUUCAUUACUAUUCUUCCGUUGAUAUACCAAAAGUUUUGCAGUCACUUACUUCCUCGGCUGAGUAUACAGCUUUAUACCUGGACAUAUGCAAGGGUAUUUUGCAAUAUUGGGAGAUUCCCGAAAAUAUAUUUUCUCUCCCUGACCCCAUUGGAAUAGAAUCAAUAGAUGAUAAAAGCGGUGCUACUAAUGCACAAGAUGCAGUUAUUACCGCUGAAAAUGGUACCGUUGUUGCUGAAUGUGACUCAAAGGAUGUGGGGACUGCAUGUCAUGUAGAAAUAUGUGACGGGUUAGCGAAUGAAUCCGCCACUGAAAACAGGAGUUGCGAUAAUAAAAGCGAUAUCAACAGUGUGUGUGAACUGUCAACUUUACCCUCUGAGAAGACAGAAGCUAGUUUAGCCAAGUUUUACAAGGGUUCAUCCUUUAAACCACAGGCAUACUUAAACGUCUACGUUAACGGAGAUUUUGCCGCAUCAGCCGGUGCUAGUUUAGCCAUUUUAUCAUCAGAAGAAAAGCUGGGAACGCAAACUCAACCGUCAACAAGCAGCCAUAGAAAAUUAAUAGCUGCUAAUUACUCACUUCAAGCAAAGGCAUUUUCUCUUGCUGCUAAACGUUUUUACUGGCCGGAUUACGAAAAGAAGCUUGUAGAAGUUACUAGGGAAAGAUGUGGCUGGUGUUUUGCUUGCAAAGCUGUUGUUGCUAGCAAAAGAGCGUGUUUGUUGAAUGCAGCUGCUUCAAAUGCCGUUAAAGGUGCUGCAAAGAUACUUUCUUCUUUGCGGCACUCGAAAAAUGUGGAGGGCAGUCUUGCUUCUAUUGCGACUUAUGUUAUGUUUAUGGAAGAAAGUUUAUAUGGUUUAACGGUUGGGCCUUUUUUAAAUUCGAGUUAUAGAAAGCAAUGGCAGAAGCAUGUUGAGGAAGCCUCGACUUUGGGUGAAAUAAAGGCCUACUUGCUUGAAUUUGAGAGGAAUAUCCGCGACAUUGCUUUUUCAACGGAUUGGAUUAGGCUUGUUGAUGAUACGGGUUCUGAAAGUCAACCCAGUCAAAGUGCUAAAAGUGUGAUAGGGUCGACUCAAAAACGUGGUCUGGGUAGGCGUGGUAGAAAACAAGCUAUAAUAGUACCUGAAACCUAUGACGCUGAUGCAAAAGAUUUAUCAACCGAUUUUGCUUGGUGGCGAGGUGGUAUGCUUUCUAAGCACAUAUUCCAGAAAGGCAUAUUACCACGAAUGAUGAUUAAGCAUGCUGCUCGACAAGGUGGUUGUGGAAAAAUAAACGGUGUGCAAUAUGUUGAUGGUCUUGAAAUCCCUAAAAGAAGCAGGCAGUUUAUCUGGCGAGCUGCAGUGGACUUGAGCAAGACUACAUCACAGCUUGCUCUUCAGGUUAGGUACCUAGACCUCCACAUGAGAUGGAACGAACUUGUUUGUCCUGAACAACCUCUUCACGACGGAAAGGGUCCAGAAGCAGAAGCAUCUGCUUUCAGGAACGCUUGCAUCAUCGAUAAGAAAAUUUUGGGAAACAAAAUCAGCUACGGCGUCGUUUUUAAAAAUCAAACACAUCUUCCUUCUCGUGUUUUAAAACGAGUAUUGGAAGUAGAGGAAACCGGAGAUAGAAAGCCGAAAAAUUGGUUCCUUGAGACGCACAUUCCUCUAUAUCUUAUCAAAGAGUAUGAGGUGGCAAUGGUUGCGAAUGUAAAUUUACCUACAGCUAUAACGCAUGUGAGCAAAUCAUCGAGGUUGAACAAAAAGCAGUUAAACGCUUCUGGCAAAAAUAUAUUUUUGUUUCUAGAGCAGAAGAGGGAUAACAUGGGGAAGUGCUUUUGUACUUUCUGUCAACACGAUGUUUCUUUCAGGAUUGCUGCAAGGUGCAGUGCAUGUCAAGGUUACUGUCACGAGCAGUGCGCUGUCGGCACAAAUAUCCAUACAGUGGCACGAGUCGAGUUUUUAAUCACUUGUAAACGAUGCUACAUUGAAAAAGAAGCCGCUUCUAAAACCGAAGUUGUUGGUGAUUCUCCUACUAGUCCUUUGCUUUUGCAAGGUCAAGAAAGUCAACAUUCCGCAACAGUUAUUAAAAUCAAAUUAGGAAGACAAAACGGUCAUGAAAGCUCGUUAGAGUAUUCAAAUCCUACAUCCAAUCAUAAAAAGGGUAAAAGUGGAAAGAAAAGCAGUAAAAGUCGUGUAUUACAAUCCGUUGACCAAAAGCCGAAAAGUAAUAAUUUAAAGACGGGCUCGAAAAAGAAAACCAACAGGUUAUGUUUGGGGUUGAUUUGGAAGAAUAAGAACCCGGAUGACACAGGAACGAAAUUUCGGAUAAAUAAUAUACUUAUGAAGGGUAAUCCAAACGGGCACCUGCUCGCACCCAAGUGUCACCUCUGUGCAAAACCGUAUAACCCUGAUUACAUGUAUAUAAAAUGCGAGCAGUGCAAGAAAUGGUUUCACGCUGACUCGGUUGAGUUACAAGAGUCUAAAAUUAUGGAAUUGUUUGGAUUCAAAUGCUGUAGGUGUCGAAGGAUACGGAUACCCAUUUGUCCUUACACGGAUCCCGAGACCCGACAGAAACUGGAGGCGAAAAAGGAAGCCAUAGCACAGCAUCACCGGCUGAAGAAUUUAGAAUCCGAUUACAAUUCCGAUUUCAACUCGGAAGCCAAUGACGAACUAAAUGACUGGGAACUUGAUUCUGCUCCACUGUUUGACUCCGAGGAGGUCAUAAAUGUUCAAGAGGAACAACCAAACCCUUACUUUUCCUUUCCAAUGGUUGACCAAGUCAAUGAUGACAAACUUGAAGCGGAUUUUGGACCCGUCCCGAAGAAGCUACCCGUCAGGAGACAUAUAAAACCAGAAAAGGAUACCAGUUCUACUUUCGAAAUUCCUGGCGCUUACUCGGGAUUCAACAACCCGAACCCGGACCUUGCGGCAGGGGAAUCGUCAACUCCGUUUGUCGAAUGGGAUGUUUCCACAAAUGAGGUUACGGAUGAUAUGAUGUUUGACUACGGGGAUUUAAACUAUGAAGACAUGGAAUUCGAACCGCAAACGUAUUUCUCAUUCAACGAGUUGCUUGCAUCCGAUGAAGGUGACAAAGUGGGGGACGGGGAUCCACUAGUGACGGGAUCGGCAACGGUCAAUUGUAACCCUGAGCAGUACCACAUGGGCAUAACUUACGAUGAACAAGAACCCAUGUUUUCCGUAGAAACUGGGCUCGAAAUGGUGCCUUGCAAAGUCUGUUCACAAACCGACCCAUGCCCGGACCUGUUUUGCCAGACGUGUGGUCUGUGGCUCCACCAGCAUUGCUCGCCAUGGGGGGAUGACGACUCAUCUUGGGAGCCUGAGACGGGGUGGAAAUGUGGCAACUGUCGGGAGUGGUGCUAGUGGCGGCCUGGCGGGUCCCUUGUUCGAUCAAGGACGAUUGUCUCACGCACCCCACUUCAAACCGGGCAAGCGAAUUGCUGUUUCGUUGAGAUUGUACAGAGCUGCUCAUGGGGAGACGGUAAUGCAUGGUGUAUCUUGACCUAGAUUUUGAAGUUUUCGGAAACGUGUACGGUUGGUUGAUUAGACCGCAUUCUUGGUUGAUAUGAUAUACAUGUUUUCGUUUCAACUAUGGUUUUCGGUACAUUUACAACAUUUUGAUUGAUAGCUAUGCGAUGGGGUACCUGAGGCUAUAGUUUUUGAUGGUUAAGUGACUUUAUUUUUUAAUUGUUUAUGGUAUUGAUCAAGUUUUAUAGAGAUUUUCAAGUUGCUUACUUUGCAAUGUU
This is a messenger RNA of Helianthus annuus (common sunflower), 5530 nucleotides long. RefSeq names its product DDT domain-containing protein PTM. The record is from RefSeq and is a predicted model, not a curated record. Lineage: Eukaryota; Viridiplantae; Streptophyta; Magnoliopsida; Asterales; Asteraceae. The transcript has 10 exons. The coding region runs from base 261 to 5147 and encodes 1628 amino acids.